CUCCUUUUUGUUUCAUUUUAGCUAUCUUUUCCAUGAAGUCCGUUAUAGGGCAAGUUCCUCAAAGGGUUCGUGAAAGAGUUCUUGAUCCAAUUUCUGAAAGAAUUAGUGAAAUAACUCGUGAAAGAGUUCUUGGAGUUGUAGGAGAACACAUAGAUUGUCACAUAAACUGCCAUAAGUAUGUGGAUGAUCUAAAAAAAAGAGUGGGAGACUUAAAACGUAAGAGAAGUGAUAAAGAAGCAGAACUAAGAGUAGUGGAUCUCUCAGAAAAAAUGGUCAGAGAAGAAGUGAAGGAAUGGCUUGAAGGUGCAAGGAAGGCCAUUGAUAUGUCAGAUAUUGAGGAAGAGGUUAAGAAUGUUUCAUACUUGUCACGUGGUAGCCUUGGAAGACAUGUUCGUCAAAAGAUUCAAGAGGUGAGAGAAAUUUACGAUCGAGGCAAUUUCACUGAAGGUCUUGUAAUGGAAAGGCCUCCAACUAUUGGAAUCCCUUUGCCAACAGAGAAUAUGAUGGGCAAGGUUGAUGUGAAGGAAAAAAUUUGGGGAUACUUGAGAGGUAGUGAGGGAAUGAUUGGAGUUUGUGGAAUUGGUGGAAUUGGCAAAACUACUAUUAUGAAACACAUCCAUAAUGAAUUACUAAAUGAGGCUAAUGGGUUUGAAAAGGUUAUCUGGGUCACAGUAUCACAUCCACUCAAUGUUGUAAGAUUACAAGGUGACAUUGCAAGAAAAAUGAACAAAGGCCUUCGAGAAGAUGCAGAUGAGUUGGAGCGGGCAUCAAGAUUGAUGGGGAUUAUGAAAACAGUGAAAUAUGCAUUGAUCUUAGAUGAUGUGCGAGAUAAAUUUAAUCUUACAAGAGUUGGAAUCCCAGAACCAACAAUUGAAAAUGGGUGCAAAAUUGUUAUUACUAGCAGAUCAGUUGAUGUCUGCAACUAUUUGAGAUGUCAAAUAGUUAAGGUGCCACCUCUACCAGAGCAAGAGUCUUUGAACCUGUUUUUAGAUAAGGUUGGGUUAGAUGUUUUAGAAAUUCCUCAUUUAGAAGAGAUAUUGAAGCCUAUGGUGGAUGGAUGUGCUGGUUUGCCAUUGGCCAUUGUUGCCACUGCUGGUAGAAUGAGAGGAGUAAAUGAUAUUUGUGUGUGGAGAAAUGCAUUACUUGAGUUGCGUCAAUAAUAAUAUGGGAAGAAGAGGAAGGAAAUCAAAACAACUACUACAAUAUUCACUCUUCCAAAAAAGGGAAUUGUAUUUGAAUUGUUUACUAGAAUUGAAGAGAAUUUGCCCUGAAAAUGAAGUAAUGGUUUGUGAUUCUCAAUUCCAUUACCUUGGAAGGAUGAUUCUUCUCUAUGUUUUUGGCAACAGGCAACUGUCUCCUUUCCUGCCCUGUAAGAAAUUAGAAUAAAAGCAGUAGUAGAAUGGUGAAAAUAGGUGAAGUGGGACAAUACUGAAGAUGAGAAUAAUCUCCCACCUUUCGGCAAAUGCUUGUAUAAUAUAUUUUCAUUUAUUUUUCUUUUGUCUCUGUUUUUCCAUCACUUGUGUUUCUCUAUGUUACUUCAUAAAUAAAAACCUCUCUUUUUC
Molecule: messenger RNA, 1562 nt
Organism: Rubroshorea leprosula
Lineage: Eukaryota; Viridiplantae; Streptophyta; Magnoliopsida; Malvales; Dipterocarpaceae
Source: the annotation of a GenBank genome assembly